GGUAUCGUGUGCACCUCCAGCUUCGACCUGCAUGGCUCUAUCCUCAACAGCUAGCGAGUGCAACUAAAGCUCGCGCUCUAAAGCCGUUUUCACCCACCGUUUCCACCUUAUCUCCCAUCCUCCAUAGCUGCCAGUAACUCCUCCCCAGGCCCGGGUCACGGCCAUACCCCGCGAUCAUGUUGGAGGGACUGGUUGCCAACCUACUCAACCGCUUUCUGGGGAUCUACGUCAAAAACUUUGAUGCUAAGCAACUCAACAUCGGUAUCUGGUCUGGCGACGUGAAACUCCAUAAUCUAGAACUCCGACGGGAAGCUCUCGAUCAAUUACACCUCCCCCUCAACGUCGUCGAAGGCCAUGUCGGACAGCUCACGUUAUCCAUCCCCUGGUCGAAUCUCCGAGGCAAACCCGUCCGGGUCGACAUCCAGGAUGUUUUCCUCCUCGCAGCUCCCAAGGAGGACGCAGACUACGACCCAGAGGAGGAAGAGAGGCGAGCGCAUGCUCUCAAAAUGGACAAGAUUGAGAGUGCGGAAAUGCUGAAAGAACGCAACAUCGAAGGAAUGAGCCAGGAGGAGCAGCGCCGGAACCAGAGUUUCACCCAGAGUCUGGUGACCGCUGUCGUCGACAACCUCCAGAUUUCUAUCAAGAACGUCCACUUCCGCUACGAGGACUCGAUCGCUUCGCCGUCCCACCCUUUUGCUGUUGGCGUGACACUGAAGGAAUUAAGUGCCGUCAGUACCGACUCCGAGUGGAACCCUACCUUCAUCCAGUCCACUUCCGGCACCACGCACAAACUGGCCAUCUUGGGCGCUCUGGCUGUCUAUUGGAAUACCGAUGCAGAACUCUUGGGCACAGGACGGGGUUCGGACGUGGGCGCAGAAGCUCAAGGCAUUGGGCAUGCGGAGCUGCUUGACAAGUUAAGGGCUGGUAUCGAUAAUCAAGACAGUGCCCAGUUCAUGCUGCGCCCAGUCAGUGGCCGUGCAGGUUUGGAGCUGGACAAAUCGGGCAAGCAUGACCGGCCGUCUCUCAAGGCUAGGCUUCUAUUCGAUGAGCUCAGCUUCGUCCUGGACGACCAUCAAUACCGUGAUGGUCUGAUGCUUGUGGAUUUGUUCCAUUACUUCAUCCGCCAUCAAGAAUACAAGAAAUUGCAGCCCAAGUGUCGGCCCAAGGAGGACCCCAGGGCAUGGCUGAGAUUUGCUGGAGAGGCCGUACUCAGCAAGAUCCAUGAUCGUAAUAGGCGAUGGACUUGGGCUUAUCAAAAGGAGCGAAGGGACGAUCGCAUCGCCUACAUCGACCUGUUCAAGAAACAGAAGCGAGAAGGAACGCUCACCGGAUUCGACGAAGAGAAGUUCGAUCACCUUCAGCGCAAGCUGAGUUACGAGGACAUCCGCUUCUGGCGGUCACUAGCAAGGAACCAGCUGCGGAAAGAGAACGUCGGCGUCAAGAAACCGGCGCAACAACAGACCUGGGGUGAAUGGUUCUGGGGUACAAAGAAGGAAGAGUCGGAGGAAACUGCCAUGACUGAAGAGCAACGGCAGGAGCUGUACAAUGCUAUUGACUGGGACGAGAAGAAGGCGAUUGCGGAAAGUGUCGAUGUCCCGCGAGAAUGGGUCAAGCUCCAGGUCAACGCCGGCCUGAAAGCUGGAAGCUUCACAAUGAAGCGCGAUCCUCACGGGAGGGCGGAUGAAGUCAUGAAAAUGGUGUUUGACAAUUUCCGAGCCAAGGCUCUACAACGUCCUGACUCUUUCUUCAUUGAUGUCAACCUCGGUGGACUGAGGGUGUAUGACGGGACGACUCCAGGGAGUCUUUUCCCGCAAAUCGUUAAGGUCAAGGACUCCCUCCCCGAACCCAAGCACCGUCUGUCCCAAGCCUCAGGCGAUGAGGAGCUCGACUCUGAGGCCGACGACGACAUCUCUGCAUACCAGGACAGCUUGUUCCAUCUGCAGCUUGAGAAGAAUCCUCUCGAGAGUGACGCAGACUCAGUGGUCAAAGUCAAGAUGAAGAGUAUCGAAGUCAUCUACAAUCCUACGUUCAUCGUUGAAAUAGUCAAGUUCUUCGAGCCGCCAGAGCGACAUAUGGAGUCCAUCGGGGCUCUUCUCGACACCGCAGGUGCUACCGUCGAGGGGAUUCGGCAGCAAACGCGAGCCGGCCUUGAAUUUGCCUUGGAGGAGCACAAGAAAGUCGACGCACAGUUCGAUAUUCAUGCGCCUUUGAUCAUCGUCCCGGAAAGUAUCACACAAGAGAGCUCACUUUGUCUGAUUCUGGACGCCGGUCAUAUCAGUGUCAAUAGCGAGUUAGUCGACAGACAGACUAUGAAAGACCUUCAAUCGAAACAAAAACGGCAGUAUGAGGAGGGCGACUACAAGGAGCUCGAGCAUCUGCUCUAUGACCGAUUCUUGCUCAAGCUUGAUUCAACUCAGGUCCUCAUCGGUCCCGGUAUCGAGAUCACAAAGUCACAGCUUAGCUCUGAUGUCGAGUCGCGCAAUUUACACAUUAUUGACCGCAUCAAUGUAGACUUCGUUCUGGAGAUGUGCAUUGUACCCAAGGUCACUGAACUCACGAGGACUCGUAUAUCUGGUCAUCUCCCCGAGCUACACGCUUCGAUGUCGGACAAGAAAUAUAAGGGCUUGAUGAAACUCAUUGAUAUCGCCAUUCCACGCUUCAGUGAUGGCAGUGACUCGAAGAAGCCGGAAGAGAGAGCAACAGAGGCGCCUGCGACUGCCGACAGGCCUAGGUCGGCUUCUUUCCAGCCGUCCAACCUUAGGGAGCUUCCCGUCGUUGAUGAGUCGGACGAUGAGUCGGAUGACGAAAACAUGCAGAAGAGCAUCGAUAAGCCCAUGAAUAUCCAUCGACGCGAUUUUGAAUUCAAGUUCACUGUAGGCUGUUUACGAGGCUCAUUAUUCCGCUCCGACCCGAAUGAUCAGCUUCGUGACCACCUGCUCGUUGAACUGGUAGCCGAAGGCUUUGCUCUGGAUUUCUACAUGAGACCUUUCGAUAUGGUCGCAGAGGUUGUUUUGAAGUCCUUGAGUGUAGACGACUACAUUGAAGAGAAUCCAGUACCGGAGUUUAAGAGAAUAAUAUCUUCCAAGGGCUUCGAUGCCGACGAGAACAAAGAUCUCUUCCACCUCAAGUUCGUCAAAGUGAAUCCUGACUCUCCCGAGUUUCAUUCCACAUAUGAAGGCGUGGCAAUGAACCUUGACACAUCCGUAUCGACCAUCAAUCUCAUCGUGACUAGGAAGACGCUCCUGACGCUCCUGGACUUUAUCCUCCUCACUUUCACAAGUCCGGACCAAGCAAACAACCAGGUAACCCAGGCGGAUGAUAGUAAUCAAGACGCCAUAGCCGCAAACGAGCAAUCUCAACAGACUGGCAAGAUUCGCAUCAAAGCCAAUAUGAAGAGUAUUGCCCUUAUUCUCAACAACGAUGGCGUCAGGCUUGCUACGCUCAGUCUCAAUACAGCCGAUGUCGGAAUCAAUCUUGUGGGUCGCGCGAUGUUGAUCCAGUCGCGAAUUGGAAGCCUGACUCUCAUCGACGAUGUCAACACAGGUGCAUCAGAGAGCUCAGAUCUUCGCAGACUUCUCACCAUUGAGGGUGACAAUUUUGCCGACUUCAAAUACGAGACGUUUGAUCCAGGAAGUGCAGAUUAUCCCGGUUAUGAUUCUGAGGUUUUCCUGAGGUCAGGCUCGAUGAAGAUCAAUUUCGUAGAAGAGCCCUACCGCAAAAUCAUCAACUUCCUCGUGAAGUUUGGCAAGAUGCAGGCCAUCUUCAAUGCCGCCCGGCAAGCUGCAGCGAAUCAGGCUAACCAGCUUCAAGAGAAUGCCUCCCGGAUGCGAUUCGAUGUGGUUGUUAUGACGCCCAUUCUGGUCUUCCCAAGCUCUCUGACAGAAAGUGGUGUGCAUGACACGAUUACAGCUCACCUGGGUGAAAUAUACGCCAAAAACACUUUCGUUCCUCUUGAUGACGCUAAGGACAGCCCUGCUGUAAAUCUGAUCUCUUCUGGUAUUCGCAACAUCCGUUUGACUUCCAAGUUCCAUUACGAUGCAGAUACUGUAGAGGAGCUUGAGAUGAUACAGAAAGUCAAUCUUGAUUUCAGUAUUUGCUAUCUCGAACAUCAGCAAGAUAACCCGCGUCCAGAUAUCGAGGUAGAAGGGUCCAUGUCCCCGAUUAAUCUUCGAAUUUCGCAGAAGCAAUUCAAGUUCUUGUUGGAUUUGUCCAAGACGGUUCCCAAUGCCUUCGCUACCGAUAGUGAACAACAAGAGCUCGAAGCCCUGGAAGCUCUUCCUUCGUCAGUAACAGAGCCCUCCAGGGAGGCCGAGUCCAAGGCGAUUGAGCGAAGUCUUUCACGGGAGCGAACAUCCUUGGAAGAUGUCAAGCAAGAAACAUGGGUUCGACUGGACAUGGUCUUCAAGGUGGACAGUGUUGGGCUCGAGCUUAUCUUAGCUGCCGAUGAUGCGCCAGUCGGUCGCUUGGAGGACUCUAGCCUAUCCAAGUUCUCACUCAAUGACACGAAAGUCAAAAUGCGUAUGCUGACGGAUGGCUCCUUGGAGUCCGAGCUUCUGAUUCACUCCCUCUCCAUCCGGGAUAGCCGCAACCAGGACACGAAUAAAUUCAGGAAGAUCAUGUCCUUGAUCAACAACGACGUUCAGCAGCAAUUUAUGGCCAGCGUCUCCAUGUCUCCGGGCCCGCAGAAGCACCUCAUUGCCAUGCUUACAAUUGACAGCCCGCGUAUCAUACUGGCUUUGGACUACCUAUCUGCUUUACAGUCGUUCGCAAAUUCAGCUUUUGCCUCGGAAGAACCAGUGGUUGAAGAAGAGAGCGACGAGACUCUUGAAGAGUCAGAGCCUCGGUCCAGCACUGCCGAAAGUGACGAUGCUUCGUUGAAUGCCCUGUCAAAUGAAGACGCGCCACCUGCUGCUUCUGCAGAACAAAUGACUGUAUCUUUUAGGGUGAAUCUGGUUGAUGCUCAAGUGAUUACGAUUGCUAAUCCCGCUAUCGCACAUACUGAAGCUAUUGUCUUGGGGACUAAGCAGCUAUUGUUCUCUCAUCAGAACGUUUCGACACUGCAGAUUAGCAAAGUUGGCAUGUUCCUCUGUCGCAUGGACAAAUUCGAAACUAGUAGGCUUCGGAUCCUGGACGAUUUCACUUUAGAGGUGUCAGUGGACAGUCGUGGGCAAGAGAAGGGCUCCUCCCUCACCUCCAUCAAUGCCCACAUAGAACCUCUGGUUCUGCGUCUUUCUCUUCGAGACAUCUUGAUGGCGAUCCAAAUUGUGAACAAGGCUUCUGAAAUGAGGGCUCAAAGGACACAACCAGUUGAGACCGGCGAAGUGAAGAGCUUACCAGAAGCGAAGAGUAUUAAGCCGAAGUCAUCUAGGCGGCAAUCGACUGGCAGACAAUCCUCGUCAGCUAUGGCCCCGAGAACCCGACGCCAAUCGAGUGCGGCUGCAGAACAAUCAGCUCGGAUUUCAAGCCUAGGACGCUCGGCUAUUCUCAAGCGUGAAGAGUUGAAUGCUCAGGUCGAUGGGCUGAGAGUUAUUCUUAUCGGCGAUCUUCAUGAUCUUCCAUUGCUCGAUUGGAGUGUUAAGAAGUUCAAUGUCGAUGUCCGCGACUGGUCUACGACGCUGAAUGCCGAUACUAGCUUUGAAACUUUCGUCAAUGUGUACAACUUCUCAAAGUCUGCAUGGGAGCCUCUUAUUGAACCAUGGCAACUGGGAUUCCACGUGGCUAGGGAGGUCGAUCCGGAGAUCUUCUCUAUAGACGCCUAUUCUCACAAGACGAUGGAGCUCACUCUGACAUCCGCCACGAUUGCGCUGGCCUCGAAGUCUUUCCAGUUCCUGUCCACGGACGAGGAUGUUCUUUCCAAGCCAAGAGGGGCAGAUGCACCUUACCGAAUCCGCAACUACACGGGUUUCGACCUGCACGUCUGGGCCGAUAUCGGUGCAGAUGAAGAUGGACCGGCUGCCAGACUAGCCGACGGCGAGGAGUACCCUUGGCGAUUCGAGGACUCGACUUCGAUGCGUGAGACACUCGCACCCGAGGGACAUGCCGGGCUUGUCGGCAUCAAGCUCGAAGGGAGUGGCUUCGACAGCGUGAACCGGAUCCCAGUUGUCAGAGAAGGUGAAAUUCUGUACAGUCUGAAACCCAAGAAGGACGGCAUUCUUCAUCGACUUCUGGUCGAGGUCAAAUUAGGUGCGGACAAUGUGAAGUAUAUCACCUUCCGCUCGCCGCUGGUAGUCGAGAACAGCACGCAGAUUCCUGUGGAAUUGGGCGUUUUCAAUCCUCAAGAAGGUCACUUGCUGAAGAUCGAGAAGAUCCUUCCCGGAGAAUCACGGCCUGCACCUGUUGGAGCAGCUUACAUGCACUCCCUCGUCAUCCGUCCUGACCAAGGAUUCGGGUACGAUUGGUCUAAUGAGCAACUGCACUGGAAAGACAUGCUACGUCGCCCCACUCGGACAAUCAAGUGCCUAAGUGAAGGCGGGCAACAGUCCCCUCCCUUCUAUUUCCAGAUGCACGCCAGUUACAACGAGCGGGACUCUCUCACGGGCGUCUAUCCUUACAUGAGGAUCAAGAUCUUUGCGCCUGUUGAGAUCCAGAAUCUUCUUCCGUAUGAUUUCAAGUAUCGGAUUUACGACAAGAACACAAGAAAGGACUGGACGAACUUCCUGCGCAAGGGAGGUGUCAGCCCGGUCCACGUUGUUGAACUUUCCCACCUGUUGCUACUCAGCGUGGACCUGGAGGACACGGUAUUCAAGCAGAGUGACUUUGCGAUCAUCAAUGGUAAUUCUCAAGAUUUCAAGAGAGAGCAUACCUUGUCUCUGAAGGAUGAGCGAGGCAUUCAGUUGCGAUUGAAACUCCACUACUUCAGAGUCCCUGACAGUGGUGGGGCCUUUAAGGUCUCUGUCUACAGCCCAUACCUCAUUCUGAACAAGACUGGUCUGCCCAUGGAGAUCCAAAGCAAGGCCUUCCUACAAUCAGCCCGCUCGGCUGCGGGGCAAGGAUUGAGGGCUGAUCCCCGGAAUGGGGGGCGUACGCUCCCAUACAUGUAUUCCUACCAUACUGAUGAUCAGAAGAACCGGUCUAUGCUGAGAAUAGGAGACUCUGCUUGGAGUAAGCCCCAGAGUUUCGAGGCCAUUGGAAGCACUUUUGAGGUUAUUCUCCCAGAUCAGCAGGGCAGAAGUGAGUUCCAUUCGGGUGUCUCCGUUGCUGAGGGCGAGGGCAAAUACAAGAUGACCAAAGUCGUGACUAUCGCACCUCGAUUCGUUCUGAAGAACAAGUUGAGCGAGGACAUCUUGGUCCGAGAGCCCGGUUCUUCCAGUGUGCUCAACAUCAAGAGUGGCGAGCUUGUACCUCUCCAUUUCUUACGCCAAGUCGCUGAGAAACAGCUUUGCCUGUGCUUCCCUGGCGUUAAUAACCAGUGGUCUUCUCCGUUCAACAUCGCAGAUAUUGGGACGGUGCAUGUCAAAUUGGCCAAAGCGCAACAACGUCAGAGACUCAUCAAAGUUGAUGUGGUCAUGGAAGGCGCAACGCUCUUCCUCCAUUUUAGCUUCGAAACUCGGAACUGGCCGUUCUCCAUGCGGAAUGAGAGUGAUAUGGAAUUUAUUUUCUACCAAGCUAAUCCGAACGUCGAAGAGGAUGAGGAAGACAGAACAAAUGGCUGGCGACCGAUCCGCUAUCGACUUCCCCCCCGAAGUAUCAUGCCUUACGCUUGGGAUUACCCAGCCACUAAGAACAAAUCUCUUGUUCUGGCAUGCAAGGGCAAAGAAAGACAUGUCAGGCUUGCAGAGAUUGGCAAUUUGAUACCUAUGAGAAUCCCGCCUACUCAGUACGGUGAGACCCAGAAAAUUGUUGAUAUCAAUAUCGUUGCCGAUGGGCCGACUCAAACCUUGAUGUUGUCCAACUUCAAGCAAUCCAAGAGUAUGUACAAGCAGAAAGACAGGGGACAAGCCUCGCAGAGCAGCUUAAGCGCUGGUUUCGAGGUCAAAGAGCUUGAUUCGGAUGUCAACUUUAAGGCUCAGCUCCGCCUUGGAGGAAUCGGCAUCUCUCUGAUCAAUCAAAAUCUCAAGGAGUUGCUAUAUCUGACAUUCCGUGAGAUUGACAUCAAAUUCAGGGAAUCAAGAAUCUACCAGACCUUGAAUACCACCAUCAAAUGGAUACAGAUUGACAACCAAUUAUAUGGCGGCAUCUUCCCAAUCUUGCUCUACCCCAGUGUGGUUCCAAAGACUGGCAAGGAAAUGGAAGCACAUCCAAUCUUCCACACAAUGGUGACUCGGGUGAAGGACGAUUCUUAUGGUGUUCUCUACAUCAAGUACGCCACAGUUCUCUUACAGCAGAUGACACUGGAGCUUGACGAGGACUUCAUUUUUGCGAUGUUGGACUUCGUCAAGGUACCCGGUGCAUCGUGGUCUGAGGAACACGAGGGAAAGCUCUGUGACGAGGAUUUGAAUAUCCCAGAACCGCAGACUGAGGGUACUGUCUCAGACGUCUACUUUGAGCUACUUCACCUGCAGCCCAUGCAACUCGAUAUCUCCUUUAUGCGUACCGAGCGUGUGAAUGCGGAGGACACCUUGCAGCCGUCGAACCCCCUGAUGUUCUUCGUUCAUGUCAUGACCAUGUCGAUGGGCAAUGUGAACGAUGCACCCAUUCGGCUCAAUGCGCUCAUGCUAGAGAACGCUCGUGUCUCUCUUGAUGUUCUUGUCAGCAAUAUCCAGAGACAUUACACCCAGGAGUUCUUGCGACAAGUGCACGUUGUCUUGGGGUCGGCUGAUUUCUUGGGUAAUCCUGUCGGUUUGUUCAACAACGUCAGCUCCGGUGUCGCUGCUAUCUUCUAUGAGCCUUACCAGGGUCUUGUCAUGACUGAUCGGCCACAAGAGCUUGGUAUCGGCAUCGCGAAGGGGGCGACCAGUUUCGUGAAAAAGUCCGUUUUUGGAUUCUCUGACAGCAUGGCCAAGCUCACCGGAAGUAUGUCCAAGGGUCUGGCCGCUGCCACCCUAGACAAAGAGUUCCAAGACCAGCGACGAAUGUCCAAGUCGCGGAACCGACCGAAGCACGCUCUGUAUGGCAUCACUGCUGGGGGAAAUGCCUUCGCAACUAGUCUCGCAAGUGGCAUCGGAGGACUCGCCCGCCACCCCCUCCAGGGUGCUGAAAAGGAAGGCAUCCAAGGCUUUUUCAAAGGUGUCGGAAAGGGUGUCCUGGGUCUUGCGACGAAACCCGCCAUUGGCGCCUUCGAUCUUGCCUCAAAUCUCGCUGAAGGCGUGCGUAACACCACCACUGUUUUCGACGCGGAGGGCCUCGAUCGUGUACGUCUGACCCGCUUCAUCGGCACCGACGGUAUCGUUCGGCCGUACUCGCAACGCGAAGCACUCGGACAAUUCUGGCUCAAGACGGCCGAUGACGGCAAAUAUUUUAACGAGGACUACAUUGCGCAUCUUGAGCUCCCGGGUCGAGACAUGCUGGUCAUGUUGACCUACGAUCGAAUCAUCCUCGUGCGCACGAAGAAGCUUCGCACAGAAUGGGACAUGCGCUUGAAGGACAUCCAGACCAUAUCUAAGGAGCGAACGGGAAUGAGCAUCACUCUCAAGGGGGGUGCUAAUGGGCCAUUCAUCCCAGUGCAGGAUGAGAGCUCGAGGAAUUGGUUGUACCGACAGAUUGCUGUUGCUGUUAAUGCUUUUAAUGAGAAGUAUAAUGCACGUGCCUAGGACCAACCACCCUCGGAAGCCUUAAUGAGAUAUCCUACUGAAGGGCAGGGGUAGUGUUUUGGAGGCAAUGAUUGUACAACAUGUAUGCAUGGAUC
Aspergillus homomorphus CBS 101889 is the source of this 9784-nucleotide messenger RNA. Its product is annotated as membrane morphogenesis protein VPS13. The record is from RefSeq and is a predicted model, not a curated record. Gene Ontology annotation, biological process: late endosome to vacuole transport; protein retention in Golgi apparatus; mitochondrion organization. The transcript is spliced from 5 exons. Bases 177 to 9689 code for a protein of 3170 amino acids. Gene Ontology annotation, cellular component: extrinsic component of membrane. NCBI's taxonomy places the organism in Eukaryota, Fungi, Ascomycota, Eurotiomycetes, Eurotiales, Aspergillaceae.